Molecule: messenger RNA, 2005 nt
Organism: Artibeus jamaicensis (Jamaican fruit-eating bat)
Lineage: Eukaryota; Metazoa; Chordata; Mammalia; Chiroptera; Phyllostomidae
Gene: KTI12
Product: KTI12 chromatin associated homolog
Exons: 3
Coding region: 172-1230 (352 amino acids)
Source: RefSeq, a predicted model, not a curated record
UAAAAAAACUUGGGUCUAAUUGGCUAGAACAGCUUCCAUAGCAACAGAGCUGAAGUCCUUUAAGCCACAGUGGUUUACCGGAAGUUCUGUUUUUACUUCCGGGUUGCGCCGGAUACUCCGACAAACCGGAAAUUGUUGCGAGUGGUUGCUCACAGCUGCGCCUAGGGGAGGAUGCCGCUUGUCGUGUUUUGUGGUCUGCCGUGCUGCGGCAAGAGUAGACGCGCAGAGGAGCUCCGCCAGGCCCUGGCGGCCGAGGGCCGGGCGGUGUACGUAGUGGACGACGCAGCGGUCCUGGGCGCGGAGGAUGCGACAGUGUACGGCGAUUCGGCUCGUGAGAAGGCACUGCGUGGGGCCCUGCGCGCCGCAGUAGAGCGGCGCUUGAGUCGUCACGACGUGGUCAUCCUGGACUCGCUUAACUACAUCAAGGGCUUCCGCUAUGAGCUCUACUGCCUGGCGCGGGCGGCCCGCACCCCAUUGUGCUUAAUCUACUGCGUACAGCCAGGUAGUCUGAACAGGGGACCUCGGGUGGCCCACGUGGAGGACGGUCGGAGCCAGAACGUCAGUGUGAGUUGGCGGCCGCGCGCUGGAGAAGGGGGGAGACCUCUGGCAGGGAGCACCAGUUUCCUCAGGGAAUCGGGAGCCGUGGACUCGAUAGUAAAUGGAAGAGCCCAGGCAGAGGUAUCUAAGGAACUGGAGCAAACCAGGGCGCCAGAUCUUUCAGCUCACGUGACUCCAGACUUUGAGAAAUCUGCAAAGCAUAUGUCCAGUGCCUUUUUCCCCGCGGAACUUCUGGAAGCCUUAGUGCUGCGCUUCGAGGCUCCCGACUCUCGGAACCGCUGGGACAGACCCCUGUUCACCUUGGUGGGCUUAGAGGAGCCAUUGCCUCUGGCAGAGAUCCGGGCUGCUCUGUUUGAGAACCGGGCUCCUCCACCUCAUCAGUCUACACAGUCUCAGCCCCUUGCCUCUGGCAGCUUUCUGCACCAAUUGGAUCAGGUCACGAGCCAGGUGUUGGCUGGACUGAUGGAAGCUCAGAAGACUGCAGUCCCCGGAGACUUCCUUAAGCUUCCUGGUACCACGGAGAACCUUCGGUAUACUCGGCCCUUAACCAUGGCAGAACUGAGUCGCCUCCGACGCCAGUUUAUUUCCUACACCAAAAUGCAUCCCAACAAUGAGAACCUGCCUCAGUUGGCCAACAUGUUUCUGCAGUAUCUGAGCCAGAGUCUGCACUAACCAUAGUGGGUUGGGGGAAAGCGAUGGCUACUUGUCUAACCUCUCCUACAAUGUAUUUCUUUUGGAAGAAUAAUCAGAGUCUUCAGAGGGUAUUGAUGUAUGAUACCAGAACUGUUGUGACUGAUUGACCCUUUGCGUAAUGCCUCUGUGUCAGGCCUUGAGUUUAGGGCAUUCUCUGAGACUAGAAAAGAGAACAAACUUAAGGACCUUGGCAAAUUUCUCCAGAGGCCAGAGCUCAUCAGAUGGACAGGGCUUGUUUGAAAUCCACACUCCAUUGAUUUCCUCCAUCUGAAUUGUGGGAGAGCAGACUGAAUGGAUUAAUUGUUUUAAAACAAUUGUGAACGGAAACUGAAGAUGGCACAGUUCUACAUCUAUUGGCCCUUCUUUCAUACCACAAAUAAUUUUUGAGUAUUGGACCUAAACUUUUCACUAAUUUCACUGCUGGGUUAUAGGGUCACAGAUAAACUGGUUUCUGCCCUUGGGAAGCUUUGGUUCUAGUGGAAGUGAAUGACAUGACCAUUAGAUUAUUUUGUCUAAUAAAAUUUUUUAGAAGAGUUGGCUGGAAGCUUGCACUUAAUGUAACAGUGUUCUUCAUGUAAUUAAUUUUUUAAAUUUAUUUUUAAAGUGUUUAUUAAUUAGAGAGACAAAACAUCGAUUGGUUUCCUCCCAUACACAACUCAACAGAGAUUGAAUGCACAAUUUAGUGGAUUGCCCCUGAUGGUAAUUAUCCAUAAGUCCUGGUGUGGAGCUUGCAAAGCUUUAAAGCCCAAAUUUG